AUGGAUCCCGAAGGAGCGAAAUAUAGCGAAGAGCAGGAGGUGGAUACCGUGUCCAAGCAAUCGGGCAAGGAGGUGGCAUUGAAAGAGAUGGAUGAGCAGGAAGAGCCGACCAGGGUUGAAGGACGUGAGGUCAAGAAGAACAAGCAUGCCACGAGGCGUUCAGCCGCUGUGCCGACCUCACGACAGCCACCGUACCGCCCGCGAUGA
This is a messenger RNA of Fulvia fulva, 207 nucleotides long. RefSeq lists its product as uncharacterized. The coding region runs from base 1 to 207 and encodes 68 amino acids. Lineage: Eukaryota; Fungi; Ascomycota; Dothideomycetes; Mycosphaerellales; Mycosphaerellaceae. The record is from RefSeq and is a predicted model, not a curated record. The transcript has a single exon.